GUGGCUCAGUAGAGGUGUGCGUGAGUGUGUGUAUAUUUGUGUGUGCGCGCGAAAAAUCAAAAUCAAAAAUGCCGGUAAACCUAUCGUGGCAGCACGGCGCCCCGUACGACAGCAAUCCUCCACGCGACUCGUGAAUAAUAAUAUAUUAUUAUAUUAUUAUGUUGUAACCCUCCGAAAACGAUAACAAUAUAAUAUAUACGGACACCCCGAUUCCAAAACAAUAAUUGUUAUUAUUUUCGAAAUCCGUUUUGUCUCCGAACGUUUAUUUAUUUCAUUGUUGUAACUCGCUCGCCACUAAAUCGUAUUGGGCAUACGACAUCAACGUCGCCGUUGCAGACACGUCAUAGCAAUAAUACUAUAAUAUUAUAUUAUAGUAGUCACAUCGAAUAAUAUUUCGUUCGCGAGACGAUGGCCAAAAUGCGGUGCUUAUUCGUAGCAGUUAAUGUGCUCAUGUUGAAAACUAUCGUCGGUGCUGCUGAAACUGCAUCGGACAGUCAAUCACCGUGGAUUCAUAAGGACACCGCAGCUUCCGCCGGAACGACGAUGACGGACGGUCGGAACRUGAUCUCGCCACGGAUGGAUUUCGAAGAGUGGAAGCCGUUGGGCCGCGGCGACCCGCUGAAGAAUGACCCAACGUUCGACUACCUGCCGCCGGUGCUGGACAGGGUGCUCUAUUGGAAAUCUCCGCCGGCGGCCACUAAUCGCGCUCACUAUUACUCGUCUGCGUCCACGGCGACGCCGACCACGUCACCGUCGCAAGCUGUUCACGGCGGUUACAACCGGCGGUUCUUCCUGACGGACUUUUCCAAAAGGGAACCGGUGCAGGCCGUGGCUUACGCAGCAAUUAAGCGGCCGCCGCCCAACAACAGUAUACUGCAGCCUCACCAUCAUCACCCGUACAAUCACCACCAUCCUCAGCAACAACAACAGCAGCAGCAACAACAAAUGCAGCACCACCUGCAGACGCUGCAAGCGGUGUCCGCGGCCGGUUACCACUACUCGAUGCAUCUGGCCGCGCCCGUGCCUAGGACCCCGUUGCCUAUGUUAACUCCGCCGCCGUACCAGCAGUGGCCGGUCACUGUGGAUGGUCAGGUACAGUCGUCGUCCCCGGACGUGCCGGGAAACGCGGUGGCCGAGAGCAAACAACCGCCGCCGACCAUGGUMCGGGCGCCGACGCGGUUCGUCCCGCCCUCGUCCCAUCACUCUUCGGUCGUCAAGGCUCUGUUGGACGAAGAAGUUGACCGAACCACGGUCACGACGACCGGCACCCCGGUUACCGGGGCCGUUUGGAUGACGACCAUGAUGACGUCAACACCGCCGUCGCCACCUCCAUCGCCGUCAAUGCCGACCAUCACAUCGACUACGCAACCGCCACCCACCGUUUCCGCGGCCGCUCAGACCACAUCACCGGUGGCCGUGACGGAUCCGCUGUUCUCGCAUUACCGGCAGUCCCCGGUCACCGGCCGCUUACACAUUAAAAACUCAGACGACAUAAAUGUUGUGCAUAUUAUUGUUGUCCCGAGUUUAUAA
Diuraphis noxia (Russian wheat aphid) is the source of this 1530-nucleotide messenger RNA. RefSeq lists its product as uncharacterized. The record is from RefSeq and is a predicted model, not a curated record. Lineage: Eukaryota; Metazoa; Arthropoda; Insecta; Hemiptera; Aphididae.